This is a messenger RNA of Nerophis lumbriciformis (worm pipefish), 3144 nucleotides long. RefSeq names its product zinc finger and BTB domain containing 2b (gene zbtb2b). Gene Ontology annotation, molecular function: DNA-binding transcription factor activity, RNA polymerase II-specific; protein binding. Lineage: Eukaryota; Metazoa; Chordata; Actinopteri; Syngnathiformes; Syngnathidae. The record is from RefSeq and is a predicted model, not a curated record. Gene Ontology annotation, biological process: regulation of transcription by RNA polymerase II. Gene Ontology annotation, cellular component: nucleus.
UUUUUGGUCUAACGGCGGCUUAAAAACAACAAAAAAAGGGCAGAGCGUUGAGUGUGUGUGUGUGUAAGGGGGGGGGGGGAAUUAACGUUAACGCGACCGCCCCCUUGCCCAACGGAUCCUGCAACGGCUGGCUGGCUCCUUCGCCACAGUCAUGUGAUUGUAACGUAAAACCCCCUAAACCGGAAAACAACCGACGACCCUCUCCGCCGCCGCUACAAAGCUGCUGGGAGCCCGGAGAGGACGGACGGACGGCGCAGAGCGAGAGUCCUCCAGCCCGGUGACACACAGACGGUGGCGGCGGCACGGCGACGACGAUUCAGACGGACGGCGAGUGCUAAGGUUGAAGAAUGGAGUUGGCCAACCACGGUCUUAUCCUGCUGCAGCAGCUCAACGCUCAGAGGGAGUUCGGCUUCCUGUGCGACUGCACGGUGGCUAUAGGAGACGUCUUCUUUAAAGCCCACAAGGCCGUGCUGGCUGCCUUCUCCAACUACUUCAGAAUGCUCUUCAUUCACCAGGACAGUGAUUGUGUGCGUCUGAAGGCGGCCGACAUCCAGCCUGACAUCUUCAGCUACCUGCUCAACCUGAUGUACACUGGCAAGCUGGCGCCUCAGCUCAUUGACCCCGCUCGCCUGGAGCAAGGCGUGCGCUUCCUGCACGCCUACCCUCUCCUGCAGGAGGCCAGCCAGUCGGCGUAUUCCCACCCGGAGCAGAGCCUCAACCUCUCCACCUCCCUCUACGGCAUCCAGAUCGCCGACCAGCAGGCGGCGCUGUCGGCGGGGACGCCGCUCUCUUCGCCGGUGGACAUGGAGCAGCUCGCCACUGCCGCCGCGGCUCCGUCCAAGCCGUCCCCUCCAAGAGCAGAGGCCUCCGCCAGCGGAGCUCAAUUUUCCGCCGAGGAGGCGUCGGGUUUGGACUCGCUCGGCGCCGACGUGGCCUCCGCCACCGCCAUCCUGCACGUGAAGCCCAGCAUCAUGAAGAGGAGCGCAUCCUUCAGGAAGCACUACUCCUGCCACCUGUGCAGGAGUCGCUUCAACCAGAGGAGCCUGCUGAGGGAGCACCUGCUGCAGCACACUCAGGUGCUGGCACACAGCUCAGGGGAGCUCAACAGCGCCCCCUCCCCUCUAAUGAGUGCAGAGCAGACCAUGCUGGAGGCCGGCAAGACCAGCACCUCGGUGGAGGUCAUCAGCGACGGCGAGCAAAUGCCGGCCUCGGGCAACAACUCCGACUCCCCUCGCGCUGAGGUGUCCACCUCCGGAUGGGGGGUGGGCGGCUUAAACUCCCAGGCGGACACACCGCCCCCGUCAGACAUUGCGGACAUCGACAACCUGGAGAGCGCCGACCUGGACCGCGAGCUGAAGCGGCGGAAAUACGAGUGCUGCACGUGCGGCCGCAAGUUCAUCCAGAAGAGCCACUGGCGCGAGCACAUGUACAUCCACACGGGCAAGCCCUUCAAGUGCAGCGCUUGCGGGAAGAGCUUUUGCCGCGCCAACCAGGCCGCGCGCCACGUGUGCCUCAACCAGGGCGCCGACGCCUACACGCUGGUGGACCGGCAGAGCAUGGAACUGUGCGCGGCGGGCGACGACAGCAGCCAGAUGGAGGCCAUGUUCUUGGCGUCUUCCAAGCCCUACAAGUGUAACAUCUGCGCCACCACCUUCUCCAGCCCCAACGAGGUCAUCAAACACCUGUGCUUCACCCAGGGGGGCUUGGCAGGGCUCCAGGGCAACACCACAGCGGGAAUGCUGGCGCAGCACGAGGAGGUUUCCAAAGACGACGGAUCAGAUUUGUCCAACUCGGGCACGCCGCUCGACGCCAUCAAGGUGGAGGACGUCCUGGUGGAGUAGCCACUUUUCUUAGCGUGACGUCAGCGAUGGUUUGUUUGUCAGCCAACUUGAAUCCAAAACGCCAUCUUGUCUCAUCUGUCUCACCUUCCUGGACUUCUACCCUGAAACAGGAAGUGAGAGGCUCCACUCUGAGACGUUGUUGUUGUUGUUGUCCAACUGAAACACAAAGACAAUGAAAAAGACAAACGCCCGAGACAAUCUUGCUGUCUUCCUUUUGACUUCAGCUCCAUUGUGUUUCUUUCUUUGUCGUUUGGUCAAUACAACCUGCACCUUUUUUAUUUGUUGACCUUCAUGGUGUUUGUUUUGGUCCGCCACUGGAAACAAGCACACUUACUUUUUACAAUAUCAAAGUUUGGUCCCUUUUUUUUGGAAAACUAAAACACAAGUUGGAGAUUUACUUUUGUGUCAUUUUCAUUAUUACCGGUAUUCUUUUUUUUUUUUUUUUUUUUACUUGUUUUUUGUAGUAAACUUGAAUCCACUCCAAACGCCCCUAAAUAUUUUUUGGACUACUUUUUGAUACAUUGACAAAGAACCUAUUAUUAUUAUUAUUAUUAUUAUUAUUGUUAUUAUUAUAAAUGUAGCUUUUAAGUGUAGAAAUUGCAUUAUGGAUGAGCAAGAAAUUAACAAAAGUAGCCUUAACUUUAUAACUAUUUUGACAACAGCCCUGCUAGGAAUAAUCAUUGAAUAUAUUAAAGACACAAUUCCUCAUAGUUGUUUUCCAAAGAAAAGCAUGCAUCUCCAAAUUAAAAAAAAUAUUUUUAUCCACAAAUACAUUUUUUUAAUAUAUUUGUUGUCAAAAUAUUUGAUUUUGCCCCAAAAUGUGGAGAAACGUGCUUUUCAGUAUAUUAAAUAUGAUGUCCUUUUCAGGCAUUUUUUUUCACACGAGCUAAAUAUGGCUUCUCCUUUUCGACUCUGAUGCAGUUGAAGUUUGGAUUUGUGUUUAAAAAAGAGCACAGACAUGUUGAAAAGCUGUGGUUGUGUUGUUGCAGUUCGACCGCUAGAUGGAGCUGUUUUACUGUCAGCUAAGGUCCAGCACUCAAGAGCGUGUACGUCUUCAGCUCGGUGCGUGCGUGUGCGCGUGCGCGCUGAGACAUGUGGCUAUCUCAGGAAGUUGAGAAGUUUGACACCGUCCUGUUUGUCCCUGCCCUUGUUUAUGGAGACAUUAGGACUAGUCCAUCCCAUAAUACUUGAGUUCAAACAUGAUGUCCCGCCCCCUCAGUGACAUCUACUGUGAUCAAUGUGCUCUCAGGAAUGUGAGUCUUUUUAUUUUCUCUAUCAACUAUUUUUUUUAAUAAAGUGAAGA